This is a messenger RNA of Thlaspi arvense, 2723 nucleotides long. The record is from the annotation of a GenBank genome assembly. NCBI's taxonomy places the organism in Eukaryota, Viridiplantae, Streptophyta, Magnoliopsida, Brassicales, Brassicaceae.
GACAAAGACGACUACGUUAUUAAUAUACCUCUCUUAGAGCAAAAUCUUCGAAAGAGAAACAAACACGGCAAAACUGGAACCAUUCUGUGCCAAAUAGUUAUGGUGGUUCUACUGAACUCACGUCGUCGUUUGGUUCUUCUUCUACUUGCAACAUUCUCGUUGAGGCUCUGUUUCGGCGAAGACAGAAUCACGCUCUCAACUCGGAUCAAAGAUUCAGAGACCCUUCUCUGCAAAAGUGGUGUUUUCAGGUUUGGCUUCUUCACUCCUGUAAAUUCCACUGCUCGGUUACGUUAUGUUGGGAUUUGGUACGACAAGAUUCCAAUCCAAACUGUGGUUUGGGUUGCUAACAAGGACACUCCGAUCAACGACACUUCCGGUGUUGUCUCGAUCUCUGAGGACGGAAAUCUCGUCGUCACCGAUGGUCGAAACCGCCUUCUAUGGUCGACGAACGUCACAGUACCAGUGGCUCCAAAUGCUACUUGGGUUCAGCUAAUGGAUACUGGGAAUCUUAGGUUAGAAGACAACAGAAACAACGGUGAGAUCCUCUGGGAGAGUUUCGAGCAUCCUUCUACUUCUUUCUUGCCAAGAAUGAAUCUUGGGACCAACAAUAGAACCGGAGAGAAUCUAAAGCUUACUUCUUGGAGAAGCUAUGAAGAUCCUUCAACAGGGAACUACACAGCUGGUCUUGCUCCUUUCACGUUUCCGGAGCUUCGAAUCUGGAGGAACAAUGUCCCAAUCUGGCGUAGCGGACCGUGGAACGGUCAGGUUUUCAUCGGUAUACCGGAUGUGGAAUCUCUUUUGUAUCUUGAUGGGUUUAAUCUUAACAAUGAUAACAAAGGAACAUUUUCAAUGUCCUAUGCUAAUGAUUCUUUCAUGUAUAACUUUAACCUGGAUCCUAAUGGAGCUAUCUAUCAGAGAGAUUGGAGUACCUCUAUGAAUGCUUGGAGAGUCGGUGCUAGGUUCCCAUCGAUAGGUUGUGAUGCAUGCGGUAUGUGUGGUCCAUACGGGAGCUGCAGUUCCAGUGAAGAUCCGCCUUGUAGUUGCGUAAAAGGGUUUGUGCCGAGGAAUAGCACAGAGUGGAAUGCGAGGAAUUGGACUAAUGGAUGUGUGAGAAGAGCUCCAUUGCGGUGCGAGAGGCAGAGCAAUGCAAGCAGUAAUGGUGGUGGUGGAAAAGAAGAUGGCUUUUAUAAAAUGCAGAAGAUGAAAGUACCAAUCAGAUGGCUUAGUGAGCAAUCUUAUGAGCAAGCUUGUCCCAAGGUUUGUUCAGAUAACUGUUCUUGCACUGCUUAUGCUUAUGAUCGAGGAAUUGGAUGCAUGAUUUGGAGUGGUAGCUUACUUGAUAUGCAAUCAUCAUUGGGAAGUGGCAUUGACCUUUAUGUUCGACUUGCGCACUCUGAACUCAAACUUGCAGAAACACAUAGCAAGCGAGCAGUUAUGAUCACAGCACCCGUACUAGGCGUUGCCUUUAUUGCCGCGGUCUGCCUUAUUUUAGCAUGCCGGAAAUUCAAAAAGCGUCCAGACGCACCAGCGAAAGAUCAAAGUGCAGAGCUAUUGUUUAAGAGAAUGGAAGCACUUACAAGUGGUAACGAGUCUGCUUCUAACCAAGUCAAGCUCAAAGAGCUUCCUCUCUUUGAGUUUCAAGUAUUGGCUACAUCCACCGAUAGCUUCUCUCUUAGAAACAAGCUUGGACAAGGCGGAUUUGGUCCUGUUUAUAAGGCGUGGAAGCUGUCGAAUGAAGGUGCGGCUGCUUCUCUAGCAGAUCCAAUCGUCUUUGAUGAGUGUUUUGAGAAAGAGAUAACGAAAUGUAUUCAGAUUGGUCUGUUGUGUGUGCAAGAAGUUGCAAACGACAGACCGAAUGUUUCAACCGUUAUUUGGAUGCUAACUACAGAGAACACGAACAUACCUGAGCCGAAGCAGCCUGCGUUUAUAGCAAGAAGAGGAGUCUCCGAGGCUGAAUCUUCUGACCAGAGCAGUCAAAAGGUCUCUAUCAACGAUGUGAGCCUCACAGCUGUAACCGGACGUUAAAACUAAAUGGAGGUGGAUCUUUCAACAUUUUUACAAUAAUUUGAAAAAAAAGAACUAUAAAACACUCUCAACAAAGGUAAAUAUUAUAUAUUUUCUCAAAAUGAUUAACAAUAUUAACCUUUUUCCAUGCUUUUAAACAUUGAUAAUUAUUUUUGGAAAAACGAUUAUAUGUUAGAUUUUCUAUUAUUUUUUCUAUUUAUAAAAAAAUUAUUUAAAUAAUAUAUAUAUUUUUAUGCUAAACCAUUAUAGUAAGAAAGUAAAAAAUUUGAUCUAAAUAAAUUUUUUAUAAUUUUGAGCAAUAUAAAUAGUUUUGAAAAGACACAAAUUACAGUUAUAAUGAAGAAACACAACCAUUUAUAGUGAAAAGAUACAACUAUUUAUAAUGAAAAGACGCAACUACAUAUUUUAAAACGACACAACUGAUGAAAGUGUAAAUGGCAUGCAUUCAGAUUGUUUAAUUAUCAUAUAUUAAAAAUUAAACAGAAAAUUAUUUGAUAUUAUUGUAACUAGAAUUAUAUAAAACAAAAAAUAAUGAUAAAAACAUGUAACAUUCAAAUUUUUUUUAAUAAUUAUUCAAAGAGUAAAAAAGAUAUAAUUUUUUUAAUUAUUAACAAUAUGUUACAUUAAAUUGAAAAGUAUAAACUAAUUAUGAUAAAAAUAUUUAACUUUCUAAAUAUUUUCUAAAAUCAUUAUACUAA